UUUUCCCGAAUGGCAACAUCCAAAUUGCCUUGUCCAGCUCGGCUUUUCUUUCAUCUGCCUUGGUGACUGUGAAGAUCUUCACCGUUAGAAGGCUGAACAGAAGGCCAGAAGACACACUUCUCGGCGACAGAACAUGGAAAAGUUGGUAGGAGCUGACGAAUGUUUAUUGGACUUCACCCAAUGACAUGUAAGCAACGGAUCGCGGUUCGCUUGUUUCAGUGUCUUGGAGCUCCCUUGUGAAGCACCCUCCAGAUGAUCGGGACCCUGAUUGUCACUUCUCACUUCCUCUUCGGGUUUGUCAAGAUGUAAUUCUGACGGUCCAGAUGAGUCUUCCUCUUUGCAUGACGUCUUUUCCUCCAUCUUUUCUUUCGCAUCUGACCGAAUCUGCUUGUUCCUGACGGGAAAGCGUUGGCUGCGGGUUUGCCCCAGAUGGCGUUAUACCAGUCCUUGUUCGUCUCGUCUGCAACUUCACGCACUAAUGACGACACUGGACAAGACGACCAUUGAGUACGUACCACUUACACGUCCCGCCAGGUACCUGCCUUGCUGUCUUGCACAUGUAGUGUACGGGCACUCACAGCCAACAGGCAUAGAGGUAGUCAAGCAGGGACGACAUGUACCAGUAUCAGAUGCCUCGUUCACUGCCGGCCUCACCUUCCCUGCGGUACCUGGUGGCCUUGGCUGCCGUCCGAACUGGAUCGAGAUGAUGCCAUAGCCCCCUUUCCCAUACGCCUUCCUCAGUCAUGAAGCGAAGUCGAAUUUGUUUAUAAAGAACACCUUCUUCUCCCGAUCUCAACUCAUAUUCCCCGAUUCAUCAUCAUCAACAACCUACACUACAACUGACCACAACGAACAACAAACACUCUGAUACCCCAACUACCUUUACAUUAUACCUCCAACCCAUACUCAACACACAAGAACAUCAUCCAAUAUGUCCAGCAUCAUCAACAAGAUCAAGGAGGCUGUCCACAGCGACAACUCUGCUCAGCACGGCGCUCCUGAAGGCACUGCCGGUCCCCACAACUCCCGCGUUGCCAACGCCGCCGACCCCCGUGUAGACUCCGACAUGGAUGGCUCCCACCGCAAGGUUGCCGGUCACGGCGAGCUCGGCAGUGGUCACGCCGCUUACGGCGCUGGCCACCCGGAGGCCCACACUCUUGGCGGUAACCCUACUUAUUCUGGCUCCAACACCACCGGUACCCACGUCGGCACUCACACUGGCGCUCACACCGGCACAACACAUGGCACUUCCGAGGGUGCCUAUGGCCCCCACGGCUCUCGUGCCGCCAACGCCCUAGACCCUCGUGUCGACUCCGACCUUGACGGUUCCCGCGCUGCCGGCACUGGCGCCGGUUACAACACACACAGCACUGGCAACACCUUUGGCUCUACCGGCACCCACGGUACUCAUACCACUGGUAACACCUUCGGCUCUUCCAACACCCACGGUACAUCUGAGGGUGCCUAUGGUCCCCACGGCUCUCGUGCCGCCAACGCCCUCGACCCUCGUGUUGACUCUGACCGUGACGGCUCCAGGACCGCGGGCAACACCACUGGCACUCACAACACUGGGACCUUUGGCACCAUCGGCACCCACGAUCGCCAGAACCACCCCUUCAGCUCCAACACCCACUCCAACGUUGCUGGUUCCGGCCAUACCGGUAUGACCGGCACCCACGGUGCUCCUACUGGUACCCACGGCCCUCACGAUAGCCGUGCUGCCAACACUCUUGACCCCCGUGUCGACUCUGACCGUGAUGGCCGCGCCAACCUCGGUCACCACUCCGGCCCUGGCCCCGCUCCCAACACUGCCGGCCCUCACAAAUCCGACAUGGUCAACAAGUUGGACCCCCGCGUCGACUCCGACCUUGAUGGCAGCAAGACCGUCGGCGGUAACAAGACCUAUCAACAGUAAACAACCUCACACUUCAAACCUGGCCCACAAGGAUCCCACAGACGCUGCUCAGGUCCCCCCUUCUGUUCUCCGCAAGAGCAUCGGCGAGCCUGUCAUUGAGCACGACGACCACGGGCACCACCGCGAGAGGAGGAACAGCAUCAAGACCCACCAGGAGACUUAUAGCGGCAUCUAAUCUGUUGGUGUCUGGCUAGAAAGCUGAACUCCGGUGGCGUUCAUGGCUUAAUGGCUUUUACGACUUUUAUGACUCUUGUUACUUUCCUUUUUCUUAAUGACUCGAGGAUACCUCUUUCUCACUUGUGUACUAUCCUAGCAUGUACCACCUAUACCACGUUCCUUUCUUUCACUUCAAACGCACCUUCUCAAUCAAUGAGUUGUGCGGUAACGAUAUGAUACCCCCAUUGUGGUAAUGGAGGAUGAGGAAAAGUAUGUCGACUAACGGCUACUGAGCUUUGUUACAAAGGACAAUUACCUCCAAAUGAGAACUUGUUGCCUUGUAUACUUUCUGAAUCUGCCUUUCUCCAAAGUGACAGUUCAUUAGUAGAAGUCUAGUUGACACGAGGGCUCUCCAGCAAUGCUUGGGCAGUUAGAAUUAGGGCCAGGGAGUAAAGUGUGACAACAUUUGGCCUCAAAUUCGUGGUCUUGAUGACCAUGCAUGUCUUGGUGUAAGUAAUACGAUGUCCACAUACUCGGCAUAGACACACUAACAGCGAAUUUCAAACCGUU
Neurospora crassa OR74A is the source of this 2641-nucleotide messenger RNA. RefSeq lists its product as hypothetical. NCBI's taxonomy places the organism in Eukaryota, Fungi, Ascomycota, Sordariomycetes, Sordariales, Sordariaceae. The record is from RefSeq and is a predicted model, not a curated record. The transcript has 2 exons. The coding region runs from base 932 to 1915 and encodes 327 amino acids.